Messenger RNA from Oryctolagus cuniculus (rabbit), 2183 nucleotides. The record is from RefSeq and is a predicted model, not a curated record. Lineage: Eukaryota; Metazoa; Chordata; Mammalia; Lagomorpha; Leporidae.
GAGGAAUCUCCAGACUGACUUCCAUAGUGGCUUGACCAGUUUGCAUUCCCACCAACAGUGGGUUAGUGUCCCUUUUUCCCCACAACCUCGCCAGCAUCUGUUGUUGGUAGAUUUCUGUAUGUGAGCCAUUCUAACCGGGGUGAGGUGAAACCUCAUUGUGGUUUUGAUUUGCAUUUCCCUGAUUGCUAAUGACCUUGAACAUUUUUUCAUGUGCCUGUUGGCCAUUUGGAUUUCCUCUUUUGAAAAAUGUCUAUUGAGGUCCUUGGCCCAUCUCUUAAAUGGGUUGUUGGUUUAAUAGUGUUCUGAGUUUUGUAUUAAAAGACAACAGGAACUAUUAAACUUUCAUUAAGUUUAAUUUGUGGUUCAUUCUUCUGAGGUGAGAGCUGUAAUCAUUCCUCAGACAAAAAUAGUACUUGGAAUUUUUAAGACAUUUACUUAAAUUAACUUGAAUUCAUGUAUUUAUAGCAAAUUAACCAGGUAUGCAAACUAGAUUGCGUCUCCUAGGUCAAGGUGCUUACUUAGACACUCAGAGAGUAAUAACAUAAUUAAGCUCUCAUGGUCUAAAUUAUACAUCACCAGUUGGUGAGAUAAGAAAGGCCUUGUUUCUGAGACAAUCACUAUCUCAUGUGUUCCUUUUAAUAUUCUCAAACAAUGCAAAUAAUAACCCACUAAUUUAGAAGAAUACAUAUUUAAAAUAUAACUGUGUUCAACAUUCUAUUCUAAAUUGUAUAGAAAGCUUCUAUAUACAUAGCUGAAAGGAAGUGGUGGAGGAAGAUUUAAGUAGCUUUUAGUGAAUGUGUGGUGGUGUCUAUUGGGGAUGCUGGAUUUCAGACCUUGGAGAUGAAUUGCAAGUGGUCAUAUCUUGAAAACAUCCACUUGUUGCAAACAAUGCAGCCUUGUGGAGAGGAAGAGACUGUAUUCUAUUGAUUUAAUAUAAAGGAAAGCACCAAUAUAUCCUAUUUAAAGGCUCCUAGAAAUGUAAUAUUGUUGUUUUUUUCUAAAUAAACAGCAGUAGAGUCUGUCUACAAAAUUCAUCUAUAAAACUUUACUUAACAUUCCAUCCAAAACCAAAUGAAAAUGCAACAGAAAUGACCAAUGAGAGCUUCCCGGUGGGCUUCAUCCUUCUUGGAUUCUCUGAAUGGCCCCAGGUAGAGGUGGUUCUCUUCUGGAUUGUGAUCAUGUUGUACCUCGUGACUAUCCUGGGCAACUCAACCAUCAUCUUGCUCUCAUGCAUGGACCCUCGUCUCUACACCCCCAUGUACUUCUUUCUUAGCAAUCUUUCCUUCUUGGAUCUCUGCUUGGCCACAGCCUGUGUUCCCCAGAUGCUGUCAAACCUGUGGGGGCCAGACAAGAGCAUCACCUAUGCAGGCUGUGUCAUGCAGCUCUGUGUGUUCCUCUGUGUUGGUGCUACAGAGUGCAUCUUGCUGGUGGCCAUGGCCUUUGACCGCUAUGUUGCUGUGUGUCAGCCUCUGCGCUAUACUACCAUUGUGCACCGUCCACUCUGUUGGAAGUUGGCGCUCAUGGCCUGGAUGUCAGGUCUGACAGAGUCACUUAUCUUAUCUCCUGUUACACUCCAGCUGCCCUUCUGCCCCCAUCACCGUCUGGAUGACUUUCUGUGUGAGAUUCCUGUGCUCAUACGCCUGGCCUGUGGUGACACCUCCAUCAAUGAGUGGCAGUUGACCAUCUCUGCUGUCAUCUUCACCAUGGUGCCUGUGGGGUUGAUCCUGACUUCUUAUGGCCGUAUAGCUCAAGCAGUGGGGAAAAUGAAGUCAGAGGAGGGGAGGCAGAAAGUCAUUGCCACCUGCUCCUCCCACCUCCUUGUGGUCUUCAUGUUUUAUGGGACAGUGGCAAUGGUGUACACAGACCCUAAGACCAACUUCUCUUCCAAAUAUGGCAAGUUCUUCACCUUCUUCUACACUGUGGUCACACCCAUGCUGAACCCUCUCAUCUAUACCCUGAGGAACAAAGAGGUGAAGGAUGCUCUUCAAAGGAUGCUGAGAAAGGGGAUCCGCUUAAAGAAAUACUGAUAUUAAAUCGUUGAACCAGGAAGGAUGCUGUAAGUCAUGACAUGAACCCACUCUCCUUUUAAGUCUUUGAAUCAACAGCAAAAGUUGUGAAUUUUGAGCCAGUGUUGUGUCAUAGUCGGUUAAGCUACCACUUGUGAUGCUGGCAUCCCAUAUGGG